Mizuhopecten yessoensis (Yesso scallop) is the source of this 4232-nucleotide messenger RNA. RefSeq names its product E3 ubiquitin-protein ligase TRIM9-like. Gene Ontology annotation, molecular function: protein binding; zinc ion binding. The record is from RefSeq and is a predicted model, not a curated record. The coding region runs from base 8 to 2149 and encodes 713 amino acids. The transcript is spliced from 9 exons. Lineage: Eukaryota; Metazoa; Mollusca; Bivalvia; Pectinida; Pectinidae.
AUAUUCAAUGAGCAUGCUAGCUAGAGCGCUUCCUUCAAAACAUACACAAGACAGGUGUGUCAGGAUGGAGGAGGAAUUAAAAUGUCCUCGGUGUUCGGGAUUUUUCUGUGACCCUCUUGUGCUUCCGUGCUCCCAUUCUCUGUGUUCAGGAUGUGCAGAAAAGAUUCAGGAACCGUCACAGAAUUUUAUUUCCCAACUAGAGGACCCUUCUACACCUGUCAUAGGUGAUACGGAAACGAAAGACUUUCCCGACAUCGACAAAGUUAGUCUUGUUAGUGAAACCGACAGUGGAGUUGUCUGUAACAGUAGGCCUAAUAGCUAUGUCGGGACAGCCAGCAUAUCAAACAUAUUCCAGGCAGUCCAGGGAAGUGUCUAUGGAAUUAAGUGUCCCGUCUGUAAGAAAAACGUUUUCUUGGAUGAAAAUGGUCAUCAUUCUCUACCCAAAAAUAAAGUUUUGGAAAUUAUUGUUGAUAAGUAUUGUGGUGAUCAUAAUAAAAAAGUCAAUGUUUUUAUUAAAUGUGAAAUAUGUGAUCAAGAAAACAAAGCAGCUUCUAUCAUGUGUGAACAAUGUGAAGUGUUUUAUUGUGAAAACUGCAAAAAUAGAUGUCACCCGUCUCGUGGAUCUUUAGCAAAGCAUAACCUUGUAGACCCAGUGCAAGGGAAAGCAAUAAUUCGUGCCAAAAAUAAAGGGAAAGAGGCAAAAUGUCGGGAACAUAUGGAAGAGCAUCUUAGUAUGUACUGUUUAGUUUGUAAAACUCCUGUGUGCUAUGUAUGUCACCAAGAGGGCCGUCACGUGAAUCAUGAGGUUCAAGCCCUAGGGGCUAUGUCCAAAUCUCACAAGACGGAAUUAUCACAAACAUUACAAGCACUGUCAGAACGAGCCAAAGUUGGAACAGAGUUCAUACAGAGUAUCCGGGGGAUGUCAGAAAAAGUCCAUGGUAACUCAGUGGACUUCGAGGCUGUAGUGGUGGCACAGUGUGACGCUCUGAUCGAGGCCAUAAAGCACCGCAAGCAGGAGCUCAUCGAAAGUGUGGCCCAGGAGAAGGAUCUGAAGACCCGCGUACUCAAGGACCAAGUGUCUCACUGUACCAGCCUGCUACAGCGCACAACUGGACUACUGCAUUUCUGUAUAGAGGUCCUCAAGGAGAGCGAUGCCGCCUCAUUCCUUCAGGUGUCCAAUGGCUUACUGAGCAGGGUGUCUGUCGCCGACCAAAACUUUAACAAGGAAAUGGAGUUUGUCCCUAGAAUUUCUCCCGAGUUUGAGCUCACACUGGACAACAAGUCUGUUCUACAUGCCAUACAAACUAUGAACUUCUUCCAGAUGAAAGAGGGUGUUGUUGCUCCAAACAAACCUAUGAUCCUCCCGGGGAGCUGUAGUGCAGAGAACAACAGUGUGACCAUCGCCUGGCAACCACACAUCGGCAAUGUUGUAGAGAACUACUCCCUGGAACUGGAUGAUGGCAAUGGGGGAGACUUCAGGGUGGUGUAUGUUGGAAGAGAGACAAUCUGCACCGUGGACGGUCUCCACUUCAACAGUACAUACUUUGCUCGUGUAAAGGCUGGCAACCAUGCCGGUGACAGUGACUACAGCGAACCAAUCAGUCUACAGACGGCAGAAGUUGCCUGGUUCCAGUUUGACCCUUCAGCGUCCCAUCAAGACAUCAUCUUCUCCAACAAGAACUUGACCGCCACUUGUAACAGUUUUGACCAUCGUGUCAUCCUUGGAAGCACUGGAUUUUCAAAGGGUGUCCACUAUUGGGAGAUUGUCAUUGAUCGCUAUGACAACCACACAGAUCCAGCUGUUGGCAUUGCACGAUUUGACAUUGACAAAACAAUGAUGCUAGGAAAGGAUGACAAAGGUUGGGGUAUGUACAUCGACGACAGUCGUAGCUGGUUCAUGCAUCAGGAUUGCCACAAUGACCGAACAGAGGGUGGCAUCAAAUGUGGCAGUGUGAUUGGCAUCUUACUUGACCUGGACAAACACAUGCUUAGUUACUACGUUGACGAGGAACCUCACGGACCAAUCGCCUUCACCAACCUCCACGGCGUAUUCUUCCCCACAGUCAGCAUUAACAGGAAUGUGCAGGUGACCCUGCGGACGGGUAUAGAGCCCCCAGUAGAGAGUGACCACGAAGAGGAAUCCUCGUAGGUCAUUAAGAAUCUCAAGAAUCUCUUUUUCAGCGACUCCAUAAAAUUCAUCUGCUCUGCAUAUGAAUUUUUCUGUUGACCUCAUUUAAACCAGCAUUUACCAAGGUAUUAAAAUCUUGGAGGUAUCCAAAGAUAUUUGUAAACACAGUGACAUCCUAAAAAUUCUGUGAAGGAUGCAUCGCAUUUCUGUGUUGUUCAUCCAAGACAUCUACAUCUACACUACUGGCACAUAUGUAUGAAAGUCAUUUAGGAAGUGCAAGGAACGCAAUCUUGUACAGUAACUAACUUGUAGAAUUAAAAAAUGGAGAACAAGAAUCUUGUCUGUGAAUAUUGAGGUCUGCAUUAAUGUUUACAGGUCUGCCAGGCUCUGUGAAUAUUGAGGUCUGGACUAAUGUUUACAGGUCUGCCAGGCUCAUAGAUAGCUGGCAAAUGUGUGUAAAAAUAUGACCAAAACAAAGGUGUGAGUUUGUGUGUGACUUGUUUUUAAGACAUUAUUGGCUACCAUAUUUAGUGCUUUAUAAAAAGUUCUACGAUGAAUUUCAUGCCAUACAGAUAAGGGGAGGUAACUGCAAUAAUAUAUGUUGGGUUGAGAGAUUUACUGCUGAUGACUGACAACAGCCAACAGCCAACAACAUGGUGCAUAUAUUUAGCAUUGUGGAUGACCAUUUUGAACAUCUAUAUCUUUGCAGUAUUAGUAAUUUUUCAUCACUAUGCAAAGACCUACAUUCAGCAUUCAUGAACAUUAUUAAGGAAACCAAAAUUGUUUCGUUUUUCUAGUCAAUGUUUUAUUUUCGAUUUGUUUUAUUACUAUUUUUGAAAUCCUGUUAUAUAGAUCUUGCAAUGAUUGUACAUUAGAUAAGACAUUUAUAUUUGGAGCAAACGAUUUUAUUUGAUAUCUUGUUUGUGUUUUACUUGAUUUUACCAUGUCAUAAUCACAUGAUGUAUCUUAUCAAUCCACGGUGAGAAUAGUUUGAUUUGUGUACAUGUUGUGGUUUGAUUAUAUCUAAAACAUGUAUUAUGUCAAAACGAAGAGUAGUAAUUCAGUUUUAUGUUUUAGAAUAGAAUCUGUUUGACAGUAUGAUUGCUUUUGUAUCAACAUACUUAAUCGCCAAAUAAGGCAACAGGAUUACCGUGACUAAGUUAUCUCGACUUAUCAACACCUUCUCUGACAAUGUAUAUUUGCUUUUACUUAUUGUACUGCAAUAAUCAAAAAUUAAAUAUCUCAUCAAGUUUUAUAUGAUUUUUCCUAACAUACAAUGUUUAUGUCAAUACCUUUUGUACAUGUAUUUGUAACAGUUCACUAGAACAAACAAACAAAAACAAUUCUAUGUACUAGUUGUUCCCCUUAUCAAAACAGGGCUAAAUCACCUACAACUUUAGAGUGGAAUUUCUCUCUGCUUUCAUAACUGAUUGAAAAAGUACCUACCAUUAAAAAGGGGCUAUAAGUUUUCAGUAAGAAGAUCGUUUCUCUCUAUAUCUUUAAGUUUUUGUAAAAUAAGUAAGUGUAUUUUUGUAAUUUGACAAGGUCUUUUGCCAAAAAUCAAGAUACAUUCAGUUUACUGUAACAAUCAUUAUAUACACUUGUGGAAAUGACUUGCAUUUUAAUGCUAGAUUGGUCCAGUGGAAGAUUCUGCAUUAGUAUAUUGUAUGCUAAGUUUUUAGUGAACAUGCUUAGUUUGUGGUAUUCUAUAUUUGAUAUGUAAUUGUUCUUAACAUAAGAAAGAAUCUUAAGAUAAAAUAUUCUAUUUUAAUCAAAUUUUGGAAAAGAAAUGAGGUUGUGAUUUGUUGAUAUAAUUUUACUACCCAUACAGUGUAUGAUCAAGAAAUAUUCUAGUUGAAUAAUUCAUUUAUUUUGUACAUAAGUAUUUAUUUAUUUUUUGAUUCAUAGUUUGGUUUAAUGAUAAUAUAAUCAUACAUUAUAUUGCUCAUUUCUUUACAUUAUGUUUACAUACAUUUUUCACUUCAUUAUAAUUGACAUCUGCAUCUGUUUGUGGGGGAGUACAAGGGGAGGUAACUUGCUGUGUGGUAGACAGUCUUGUACAUACAACAACCACAAAUAUUAGUUAAUAAAACUAUAAAACAGA